Lontra canadensis (Northern American river otter) is the source of this 1495-nucleotide messenger RNA. RefSeq names its product regulator of G protein signaling 17 (gene RGS17). The transcript is spliced from 5 exons. The record is from RefSeq and is a predicted model, not a curated record. The coding region runs from base 189 to 821 and encodes 210 amino acids. NCBI's taxonomy places the organism in Eukaryota, Metazoa, Chordata, Mammalia, Carnivora, Mustelidae.
CCCUUCCCCUCUCCCCUCCAUCCUCGCCUCUCUCCCUCUCUCCUCGCCCGCUGGGUGCUGAAGUUGGGCGGAUGGCAGCAAACCCGCUCCGCUAGAGGACCGAGCAGCCGAGCCUCGCGCCCCCGGACCCAUCGGUGCGCUGCCCACACCUCCAGGCGACUGGCCAGUUGGGUCCGAAAGUAGCUGAAAUGCGAAAAAGACAGCAGACACAAAAUGAAGGAACACCUGCUGUGUCUCAAGGGCCCGGAAACCAGAGACCCAACAACACGUGUUGCUUCUGCUGGUGCUGUUGCUGUAGCUGCUCCUGCCUCACUGUUAGGAACGAAGAAAGAGGGGAAAAUGUGGGAAGACCCACGCAUACCACAAAAAUGGAGAGCAUCCAGGUCUUAGAGGAAUGCCAAAACCCCACUUCAGAUGAAGUCUUGUCCUGGUCUCAAAAUUUUGACAAGAUGAUGAAGGCCCCAGCAGGAAGAAACCUUUUCAGAGAGUUUCUCCGAACAGAAUACAGUGAAGAGAACCUACUUUUCUGGCUUGCCUGUGAAGACUUCAAGAAAGAGCAGAACAAAAAAGUAAUUGAAGAAAAGGCCAGAAUGAUCUAUGAAGAUUACAUUUCUAUACUAUCACCAAAAGAGGUCAGUCUCGAUUCUCGAGUUAGAGAGGUGAUCAAUAGAAAUCUGUUGGAUCCUAAUCCUCACAUGUAUGAAGAUGCCCAACUUCAGAUAUAUACCUUAAUGCACAGAGAUUCUUUUCCAAGGUUUUUGAACUCUCAAAUUUAUAAGUCCUUUGUUGAAAGUACUGCCAGCUCUACUUCUGAAUCUUAAUUUUCGUUAAAAAAAAAAAAAUCAUUUUGGAGGGCUGGGAGGGGAAAUAAAAGUAGUUAAAUGACACCAGAAACUGAGUUCCUGGAGAACUACAGUUUAGCAUUCCUCAGGCUACUGUGAAAAUACAACCAUAUGGUCUUUGUCUCCAUUUUUAUCAAGGUUAUCCUGGUUAAGUUUGGAGAAAACACCACACGAAAACAACGGAUUGCCAAAUUAAGUUUGUUUUAUUCAACACUCAUUCUACUUGCAAGCAAACUGUAUUUGUAUCCUAUGAACAGUCUCGUAGUGUACCCCAGAGACUGCAUGUGCAAAGUAAAACUGCUUCAUUUGCCACAUAGCUGUUGUAAUAUUUAAUCCAAUGGCAUAACUUAUAUCUGUAUUUAAGGACUUUUGUGCAAUAUGGUCUUAUAGAAAUAAUUGCCAAAAAAUUGGCUGUGGUUUGCAUUUUUAAAUAUAACCUAAGAGAGAAAAAGCCAAUUUUUAAGUUGUAACAAUGGUAUUCAACAUGUUAUAUACUGUGUUCAGUACACUCAUUUUGAAGCCAAUAUUUCUGUACAUGGAAAAAGAGCUAUUUAUCUCUGCUUGUUGGGAAAUCCUAAUGGGGGAUUCCUCUGGUUGUUCACUGCCAAAACUGUGGCAUUUUCUUUACAGAAUAGUUUGUUAUGUAAAAACAA